This is a messenger RNA of Phycodurus eques (leafy seadragon), 941 nucleotides long. It is a transcript of the gene exosc8, whose product is annotated as exosome component 8. The transcript is spliced from 11 exons. Gene Ontology annotation, biological process: nuclear polyadenylation-dependent mRNA catabolic process; nuclear polyadenylation-dependent rRNA catabolic process; U4 snRNA 3'-end processing. NCBI's taxonomy places the organism in Eukaryota, Metazoa, Chordata, Actinopteri, Syngnathiformes, Syngnathidae. The record is from RefSeq and is a predicted model, not a curated record. The coding region runs from base 18 to 842 and encodes 274 amino acids. Gene Ontology annotation, cellular component: cytoplasmic exosome (RNase complex); nuclear exosome (RNase complex).
UGGUCAACCAAAACAUCAUGGCGGCUGGAUUUAAGACGGCUGAGCCAUUGGAGUACCACCGAAGCUUUCUGAAAGAAAACUGUCGACCGGAUGGACGCGAACUGUCUGAAUUCCGAACCACGACCAUCAACAUUGGGUCCAUCGGUACAGCAGAUGGCUCGGCGCUGGUGAAGUUGGGCAACACCACCGUCAUCUGUGGGGUCAAGGCGGAGCUGGCCAACCCGCCAGUGGAGGCACCAGAGAGAGGUUUCAUUGUGCCCAACGUGGACCUGCCGCCGCUGUGCUCUUCACAGUUCCGACCUGGCCCACCGGGGGAGCAGGCCCAGGCUGCCAGUCAGUUUGUGGCCGAGGUCAUCGGGAGCUCAGAAGUGUUGCAGAUGGAGGAUUUGUGCAUCGAAAGAGGCAAGCUGUGCUGGUCGUUGUACUGCGACCUGAUGUGUCUGGACCACGACGGCAACGUGUUGGACACGUGUGUGCUGGCGCUGCUGGCCGCCCUGAAGAACACUGCACUCCCCGAGGUCUCCUUCAGCGCAGAGACUGGCGUGCCGAAGGUGGACCUGGAAAAGCGUCGCGGGUUGAAGAUUCUCAAGCAUCCUGUCGCCGCCUCUUUUUGCGUCUUUGACGAGUCCAUCCUCAUGGCCGACCCCACGGCCGAAGAGGAGCAACUGGCCACCGCUCGCCUCACAGUGGUGACGGACGAGGAAGGACGUCUUUGCUCCAUGCACAAACCAGGCGGGACGUCUUUGUCUGGGGAGAAACUGCAGGGGUUGAUCAGCCAAGCGACGGUCCGGCAGAAAGAAAUCCACAAACUCAUUGACAAAGUCAUCAAAAGCAUCACAUAAAAGAACAGAACACUCUUUUUUUAUAUAUAUCUAAAAGCUGUAUUUUCACUGUCAAUAUAUAAUCUUCUUUUUUAAUAACAAUAAAACUGCUGACAAAGA